AUGCUUAAUGAGUUUACAUCAUUCUUUGAUAAUCUUGAUGUUAUUCAGAAAAUCAAGCAUAUUUGGUCUAAGUUUUAACAAAGUACAUAUGAAAAAGAUUCAAUUAUAUUCGAAUCUGAGUGUCAUAAAAUUAGCAGAAAAACUGCAAAGCUAAAACCAAUUAUAAUUCAAUUGGGCCAAGAACAUUUGUAUCUAUUUAAGAAUAUGAAUCCUCAUGGCAUGCUACUAUUGACUGUAGCAGUGAUGUCUAUCUAAAAACAUGACUAAGGAGUAGUGAUCAGAUUGCUGAGAAAUGGAUAAUAUAUUGAUAUUUUGACAACAGAUGCAAUAGUAUUGAAACAAUUGUUAGUCUAUAAAUGCCUAUAAACCACUUUUCACGAUGAGUUUGGAGUAACCAAAAUGAUAGGCAAAGGAAGUUUUGCUAAAGUUUAUUUAGCAGCUAAGAAAUAGACUGGAAUCCAGUAUGCGAUAAAAGCAUUUAACAAAGAAUUUAUGUUAGAGCAAUUCAAAGGGAAGGAAAGCUUAGAGAAUGAAAUACGUGUGAUGAGAAAAUUGAAUUAAGAAAAUCUAGUUCAUUUACACGAGGCUUAUGAGACAUAGAAUUCAAUAUACUUUGUAAUUGAUCUAUUAUAAGGAGGGGAACUCCUGACUAGAGCAAAAACUAAUUCAUUUUCAUUAGAUACUCUUCAAAAACUAAUGUACAACUUUAUAAAAGCUUUGGUACACAUUCAUAGUAAGAGAUGUAUACACAGAGAUUUGAAACCAGAAAAUUUGUUGCUUAAAUCCAAAGAUUCUAAUGUAGAUAUAGUCAUAGCAGAUUUUGGACUUGCAGCAUUUCUAGGUGAAGAAAUACUUUUUAAAAGAUGUGGCACUCCUGGAUUUGUUGCACCUGAAAUAUUGAUGUAUAAAGAGGAUGAUCCCUUUUAUGAUGAGAAAUGUGAUAUAUUUAGUGCUGGGGUUAUAUUCUAUGUCUUAUUGACUGGUAAACAACCCUUUUAAGGAGCCGAUUAUAAGGCAAUAUUGAGAGCAAAUAAAAAUUGUGAAAUCAAUUUUAACAUUAAACAAAUUCAAUAGUCAUCCCCAAAAUUAUAAGAAUUGAUUAAAUCAAUGUUAUAGUAAAAUCCGAAAGAGAGACCAAGUGCUGAGGCUUGUUUGUAACAUCCUUAUUUUGAAGAAAUCUUUAACAAAAAUGAUUUAGUGGAAAUUCAUGAAAACUUAAUCGAAUAUGAGAUUGAACAUGAGCAUAGAUUAUAAAAGAAGGGAAGCUUUGACAGUUAAGUAGGUUCAAUGGAAUUGUAAGUUCGAACACCAAUUUUGAAUGGUAGAACUGAUACAAUUGGAUCUUUAUCAGCAUGCUCAGGCUAAGGAUCGACAAGUCGUUUAGAGAAACCAUAAUAAUAAUAGUAAUCUAAGUUCAGUCAAUUCUGUUAAACUAUGAAAACAGUGUAAUAAGAUACUAUCACUAAUUCAAAUUCUAUGGCUUCUCCAUAAAAUAAAAAAAAAGAUUAGCAAGAUUUGCAUAAAUUUGCUUUGAAGAAUUCUUAUCAACAAAAGUAAACAAGUAAGGAUGAUGACUUUGUAAAUGAAGAAUCAGCACAUUUAGAUGAUGCAAUCUAGAAAUUGAAUAGUUAAGCUCCAAAAAUAGGAAUAUUUAAAAAAAGUGCUUCGUUCAAAGUACCAAAAUCAACUUAAGAAUGA
Paramecium tetraurelia is the source of this 1698-nucleotide messenger RNA. RefSeq lists its product as uncharacterized. The record is from RefSeq and is a predicted model, not a curated record. Gene Ontology annotation, molecular function: ATP binding; protein kinase activity. Gene Ontology annotation, biological process: protein phosphorylation. The transcript is spliced from 3 exons. NCBI's taxonomy places the organism in Eukaryota, Ciliophora, Oligohymenophorea, Peniculida, Parameciidae.